CUCAUGGAAGUUAAAAAAGGGAACUGUUGUUGAUUAAAAAGGGCACAGAGCUGAGCCAGGUCUGUAUGUCAUAAUACCUCGCUACAGCUAACAUGGCAUCCCUCCUUGUCCCCACUCUACUGCUGUGCUACAGCUCCCUCAGUCGCUGCUCAGAGAGUAAGUCCCGUCUUCAUAUUCAACAUGAUGCAUGUGCAUGGUUAUAAUAUCAAAUGCCUGCAAUGUGUAUCUCUCUUCCAAUUAGGAGAAAAUGUAUUGCUGUAUGACACUGGUGUCCAUUUCAGGCAAAGAAAAUCCUCUAGAUGUCUUCGCCCCACAGGAGGUGAAAUUCCACUCCCUAGACUACAGAAAUGUCUUGCAUUGGAAGCAACAUGCCAACUCUACCAACGACCAACAAUACUUUGUCCAGUGGAAAGUGUGAGUAUCAAAACUGUUUGAGUCAAAGCUAUGUGGAUCUGACGUAGGCUACUAUAUGAACACAAAUAUGGUUACUAUAUCAUCCUAUAGCUCAAAGUAAUGUAGAACAAUGAGCUAGGCAUGUGCUGAUUGCAAUUCAGGAGUUGUUGUUCAUUUUCUGUUCAAACAAAUGAGAAAUACUUUUCAGUAUAUUUUCUUAUUAAAUUCUGUACAUUUUACAAGUAAAACACAGGUGAAAAGACGUGCAUGUAUCAAGACGUGACAUGCACCUAUCAUACUUUGUUUCAAUUUAUAUUUCUGGGCCUGUAUUCGUAAAGCGUCUUUGAGUAGGGGUGCUGAUCUAGGAUCAGUUUUAUGAAUACAUGCUCAGAUUAUUCCUUUCAUUUCUCCUCCCUCCCCACCUCAGAUAUGGGGAGAAGCAGUGGACCAAUGCAGAGAAGUGCCAUGGCAUCAGCCGGCUGCUCUGUGACCUGAGCCAGGAGAUGUCCGACCCCAGAGAAUGGUACUACGCCAGGGUCCACGCAGCCCACUCAGGGACCCAGUCACCAUGGGUCCUAACCGCCAGAUUCAACCCCAAGUGGGAGAGUAAGUGCUUCUCAUUACUAUCCAUGGUAUAUGGGUAAUCAGAAGUGUUUUAUGCAAACAAGGAUUUACAUUUUCAGAGCUGUUGUUACUAGACAGCGUGGUUUGGCCUCUGUAUAUUGCAGCCUCUGUCAGCCCCCCGACUAUGAAACUUCAUGUGAUGGAGAAAGGCAUUGUGGUCCGGCUCAAGCCUCCACGCUCUCCCCACAGGAGAUCUAAUGGCAGCUGGAUCAGUGUGAGGAGGCUGCAAAGAAUGUCAUAUACAAUACACCUCAUGCACAAUGAUGUUGAGGAGGUAACUAGCUACUGUUAUUUAUAAUUAGUAAAUUGUCCUAAACAAUGGUAUUUUCCAACUUUGGUAUUUUCCAACUUUAACUCCAACGCCCCGUUUAUACCUUGUGCUAACGUGUGUUUUGUGAUCUGAUCAAGAUGAUCCAAUCACUAUCUUAUCAAGGUUUGUCGGGUCUACACUUGGUAAUUAAAAGGUGUCUCUUUUCUGUCCACUGUGUCUGCAUUGUAACCAGAUUUCCUUGUCCCUCCUUGUAUGCAAAUUAUUUGACAGAUAUUCUUCCAAAGUAAUAUGAAUUUAUAAGUCAAUGGUGCCACCUGUCAAUUAUUUUACAGGGCAGUAUAAUGAGGAUUUAAAUAGUUUGACCAUCCAGAUCUGUUUACACUCUUAAGAUAUCCACAUACAAAUGGCUUCCUCCAGAGGUGGUCAGAAAGAUCUGAUCACAAUUUGUCUUUUAAUUGUCUACACCUGUCUAAAAAUGUGGGCUCAAUCAGAAUGUGGACAUGAUCAGGACAAAGGUCGCAUGUUAACAUCAGGUAUAAAUGGAGCUUAAGACUUGAGACAAAAUGGUCACAGAAUAGUUAUAAACUACUGAAAUAGUUAAGAGGUUCACAGAAUCCUUCAAGCUUUUUACUUGACGAGUGCUGCCAAGUCUUCAGAGUUAUGACUAACAACUCAAAUAUCUCUAGCACUUCUGACUAAGCCUAUUCUCUGACUAAUCCUUGUGAAGGAAACAUUUGAAAUGGAGGGCUGUGCCAAAAAGCUCCUGAUCUCAGAUCUGAGCCCCGGGACCACCUACUGCCUGACGGCCGAGAGUCGCUUGCACCUGCUGGACCGCAGAAGCACCCGGAGCCCUAGGGCCUGCAUCACCACACUGUGAGUGAACGGGUCUAAUGUCUUCCCCCAGGUAUGCCUUACAUUACCCAGCACUUCACACCUCAGGAGCAGGCAACACCUGAGACAGCCAGCCAAAGCUAGCAUCCGAGUCUGGCAUUUGUUUGGGAGCCGAAAGUGUAGACCGGUUGUACGCUCUCUGUGUUGACCCCAGGGAGUCAGGGGAGAAAGGCUGUUCAAAAAAGGCUGUCGGCCAGGACAAAAGAUUAC
This is a messenger RNA of Coregonus sp. 'balchen', 2389 nucleotides long. The record is from the annotation of a GenBank genome assembly. Lineage: Eukaryota; Metazoa; Chordata; Actinopteri; Salmoniformes; Salmonidae.